Molecule: messenger RNA, 1541 nt
Organism: Cylicocyclus nassatus
Lineage: Eukaryota; Metazoa; Nematoda; Chromadorea; Rhabditida; Strongylidae
Source: the annotation of a GenBank genome assembly
GAGCGAUUACCGCGCUUCAGAGCUAUCGGUCGCCCCAUCGCGAAACAUCCGGCGAAAGAGCAUAAAAUCAACAAAUCAACAUUAUAGUAGUGGUAGAAAGGCGAAUCUGCUUUCCUUUCUCCUUCAAAUCCUAGCAUGGAAUUAUUACUAUCCAUAUUAGCAUUACUUUCGAAGGAUGACUGGAUUUAUACUGGUAUAUUAAUCUCUUCAUUCAUGAUCUCCUGGAUUUUACGGUUGCAACAAAGUACGUAUUUAUUAGCGAAUGCUGGCGGCCCUAUAGGAUUUACCAUGGCGUUGAUAGUUUUAGGCGAGAAAAUCUGGUACUCCAUCCCACUGGCUUUGUUUGUUGCCCUUUGCAUCAAAUAUGCUCCGCGAAGGCACUUAACAUUCAUUGUGUUUGUUUCCUCUUUUCUCUAUCUUAUGUUCAUCCGAUACCUGCACUACUUUUUCGACGUGCAGGAACUUGCAUCUCAGGCGAAUGUUGUACAACUCAUAAUGACUUUGAGGGUUAUCGGACUUGCCUUUGAAGUUUCCGAUUUCCGAUAUGCCAAAGCCCAUCCAGAGUCGAUCACGAAACCGAGAAGAUUUCUGGAAGUGGAGCCUAACUUUCUGGAGAUACUAAAUUAUUUUUACCAUUUUGCUGGUUUGUUUACCGGCCCAUACUACACUUAUCAGAUGUUCUUAGACUCACAAGACCCUGUCUUAAUCACUAAAUGGUCGCCCAUUCCUGAAAUUCGUGAAAGGGCAGUACGUUUAUGCUGGAGUGUUCCGUUAUUCAUCGUUUUUAACAAAUUGUAUCCGUUAGACGGCCUUCGCUCUGAUGUUGUUUGGGAAAUGACUUUCCCUUAUCGGAUUCUCUACGCUGCAGCAGUGUUUGUCGUAUUUCGAACUCGUGUAUACAGCGCAUGGGCGGUGGCGGAAAGUAUGUGUGUCACUCUUGGACUCGGCAUCUACCCCGCUGAGUCAAACCCACGCACUGUUGUUGGACCUACUGAUUUCGAGAAAUACAAGGAGUUGAAAGGAAGAUCAGAUGUUACGUACAAUUCCGAAGCCAUUGUUAAUUUGAACAUACCCGAGAUUGAGAUGAGUGAUGGGUUUCGAAGCGGCAUACGGUCGUGGAACAAAUCAGUGCAAAGUUGGCUAGCUCUGUAUGUUUACUCAAGAGCAAAUCGGGUUUACAGAGCCGAGCUCACAAUGUUUGUAUCAGCUCUGUGGCAUGGAACCUAUGCCGGUUAUUUUAUGUCUUUUCUCAUAGUACCCAUGUGCUGCUCCGUAGAAGACAUCAUCUUUAAGUAUAUACCUGAAGAUCCUGUGACCAAGAAAAGGCCAGCUUGGUUCAGAUACCUUUAUCUCUUCACCUUGCGCUGCCGCGGUUUCGACAUGUUAGCCACCGGGUUUUUGCUCAAAAAUUUUGAAGAUACACACAGGUUCUGGAGCUCACUAUACUAUUGGUUAUUGAUAGUCACAUUACCAAUCUACAUCUUCGAUAAGUUGGCCAUCAAAUUUAGAGUUUAGCGUCAUACCUAAACGUGAUUCGAGAG